AUGAGCUCGCCAAAAAGUGAUGAAGACUCCAUUUAUUCUGAGACAAGGGAUAAUGAAGAAGAGUGGGGAGAAACGUCUUUCCACGAGUUAUUCGCAGAAAAGCAAGGCCAGACGUAUAUAAAAAAUGGCGAGGGCUGGGUGUUAUUUGGAGAUUUCACUCUUAAAUUUUUGGGGGAAAUGAGUUGUGGCAGCUGGGUGUGCUCAUGUACGGCCCGGGUUCUUGGUCAGUACGAGCAAAGGAGAAUUGUGAUACCAGCCAGUGCGUUUGAUUCAAAACCGAAAUUUCUCGAGAAAACAAGAAACGCAUUCGGUGGCGGCCUGUUCAACAUAAGUGAUGCUAACGUGAGGGAUAUUGAGGCAUAUUACAAUUACCUCAAAGAGGAAUACUACGCAGGGAGUCCCAAAGCGUAUUACGGGGUCGAGCUAAUUGGACGGCAAAAAGAGACAGGCUACUGGUGUCUUUCAAGGGAGAUACAAAUAAACAAUGAUGGCCAGUUUCUUAAGGAAGAAGACAAGAAACACUAUUUUAGCCAAACGGAUCUGACGGAU
Molecule: messenger RNA, 549 nt
Organism: Dendronephthya gigantea
Lineage: Eukaryota; Metazoa; Cnidaria; Anthozoa; Malacalcyonacea; Nephtheidae
Exons: 4
Source: RefSeq, a predicted model, not a curated record